GAGGGACUUGCCCGGGAAGGCCGUGCUGCGACUCCUAGUCGGGAGGGCAACAGAAGACUCCGAAGAAGACGUUGCGCUUCUUUGAAAACUUGUGGAGGCCCUGAGCGGGGCACACGGGAGCCCCUAACGGGCAGCCUCCCUGUGGGGAUGUGCGGUCUGGGCGCUCCGUUCAGGUUGACGGUUUCCAGAGUAUGGCGCCCUCGUUGCGUACGAGAGACAGUCCCAGGUUCGCUCCCGAGACGCCUCAGUCCGGUGGAGCCGGGCCGAGGGCGGACCCGGGAGCGGCCUGAGCCCCCGAGAAGCUCAGCCGCCGACCCCUCCCUAUCGUCUCUGCAGCCCUUGCGCCGUUAAGCACCGGUGGGCUGUUUUGUUCUAAACAGCCCGGUGACGUUCUGGGGCGGGCUGUGUGUGUGUGUGUCUGUGUGUGUCGCCAAUCGCAGCCAUCAGAAAACGGGCCCUGGACGGACGCAGCCCAGGAUUCCCUGGCAGCCUAGAGGGGCAUCUAGGUCGGCCGUAUUCGCUGUGCAACACUCGGGCUGGGCAGAUUUCCAGCCAAGUUAAAGUUAAUGGUUGUUGGCCUUGGGGAGCAGUAUUACAAAGAUGCCAUGGAGCAGUGCCACAAUUACAAUGCCCGCCUCUGUGCUGAGCGCAGCGUGCGCCUGCCUUUCUUGGACUCACAGACCGGAGUAGCCCAGAGCAACUGUUACAUCUGGAUGGAAAAGCGACACCGGGGUCCAGGAUUGGCCUCUGGGCAGCUAUACUCCUACCCUGCCCGGCGCUGGCGGAAAAAGCGGCGAGCACACCCUCCUGAGGAUCCGAGGCUUUCUUUCCCAUCAAUUAAACCAGACACAGACCAGACCCUGAAGAAGGAGGGACUUAUCUCUCAGGACGGCAGUAGUUUAGAAGCUCUAUUGCGCACUGACCCCCUGGAGAAGCGAGGUGCCCCGGAUCCUCGAGUUGAUGAUGACAGCCUGGGCGAGUUUCCUGUGACGAAUAGUCGAGCACGGAAGCGGAUCCUAGAACCGGAUGAUUUCCUGGAUGACCUUGACGAUGAGGACUAUGAAGAAGACACUCCCAAGCGUCGCGGCAAGGGAAAAUCCAAGGGUAAAGGUGUGGGCAGUGCCCGUAAGAAGCUGGACGCUGCCAUCCUGGAGGAUCGGGACAAGCCCUAUGCCUGUGACAAUAGUUUCAAACAAAAGCAUACCUCGAAAGCGCCCCAGAGAGUUUGUGGAAAACGUUACAAGAACCGACCAGGCCUCAGUUACCACUAUGCCCACUCCCACUUGGCUGAGGAGGAGGGCGAGGACAAGGAAGACUCGCAGCCACCCACCCCGGUUUCCCAGAGGUCCGAGGAGCAGAAAUCCAAGAAAGGUCCCGAUGGUUUGGCCCUGCCCAACAACUACUGUGACUUCUGCCUGGGGGACUCCAAGAUCAACAAGAAGACAGGACAACCCGAGGAGCUGGUAUCCUGUUCUGACUGUGGCCGCUCAGGGCAUCCGUCCUGCCUCCAGUUCACGCCCGUGAUGAUGGCAGCUGUGAAGACCUACCGCUGGCAGUGCAUCGAGUGCAAGUGCUGCAACAUCUGUGGCACCUCCGAGAAUGAUGACCAGCUGCUCUUCUGUGAUGACUGUGAUCGUGGCUACCACAUGUAUUGUCUCACCCCGUCCAUGUCUGAGCCUCCUGAAGGAAGCUGGAGCUGCCACUUGUGUCUGGACCUGUUGAAGGAGAAAGCUUCCAUCUACCAGAAUCAGAACUCCUCUUGAUGUGGCCACCCCCAACCCCUCAUACAUCUAGAGCUGUUUCUCUCCUCCUUUCUUGUUUUUCAUACCCCCUUUCCCUCCCUCCUCUCUUUCACAAGUCCAGAGAACCUCGGGGUGGUCGUGCCAACCUGCCUUUGGCAGCAGCAAGCUGAGGUGGCAGCUCUUGACCGCCUCUGGCCCCAGGCCCUCAGGGAGAACGGAGCAGCACACUGCCCCAAGGCGUACCUGUGGGCCCUGCUUCUCACUGCUCUCCAUGAAUCCAUGAAGUGCAUUCACUCUGUCUGCCUUGGGCCCCUGCUCUGGUGAUCACAGGGUUCAAACAGUGUCCUCCGAGAAAGGGUGGAGAGCAGCUCACUCCUCUAGCUCUGCCACCAGGUUGGGGCCUCUGCCAGGAGCAGCUGGGAGUGAGCUGCACGGGCUUAGGUGGCGCUGGCAAGGAGCUUCCCGUGCCCUUCGUGCUGCUUAGCCUCACCGCCUCCUCUCCCCAGAGUGGCUCCCUGUGGCCCUCUGUUCCUGAUACCCAGGAUCCUUGCCUGAGCCAGGACGCUCUUGGCUCUGCCCUUUUCCCGCUGCCCCACCCCCGGGGCAUAGCAGCUUCACCCUGAUUCAUUCUUGUGCUCGCCUGGCUCCCGCUCACAGGUGGUUUCUAGUGACUGAAGCAUUCCCCACCCUUGUUAUUUCCUAUCUUCUGCCUCCCCUCCUUAUUCCUUUUGGUUUUAUGGGGAGAGGGGAAGCAUCAGGGGGCCAGGCCAGCAGCUUGGGGGCCACAGGGAGAUGUUGGAUAAUGUGCCUGUUUUUUAACUCGAUGAAAAAGCCUACCUCCGAAAUCCCCUUUUUGUUCUUCCUGGACCUGGGCGUUCAGCUCCUGCCCUUAACUGAAUUGGGAGCCUCUGCCUCCUGUUCUGUGUAUCCUGGCUCCUGGGUCGUGGGAAGCCAGAGACAUCCCUUUAUUCCCUUGCACGCUCACUAGCAGCUGCUAAGGUCUUCACACCCUGAUUCUUCAAUUUUCUGCCUGGUGACACAUUAAGUAGUGGGGGGACAAUCCAUGCCAGGACAUCCUGGAGUGUGCUUCCCCUUGGCUGUGGGCAGGCCCUAAUUCACUGUCGCUUUGGAGUUGAGGUGUCUUUUUUUUCUUUCUUUAGUUCCUGUAUUCUAAGUAUUAGUACAAAUAAACAUUUUUACACAGA
Messenger RNA from Camelus dromedarius (Arabian camel), 2947 nucleotides. It is a transcript of the gene DPF2, whose product is annotated as double PHD fingers 2. Gene Ontology annotation, cellular component: MLL3/4 complex; nucleus. The record is from RefSeq and is a predicted model, not a curated record. The transcript is spliced from 12 exons. Gene Ontology annotation, molecular function: transcription coactivator activity; histone binding; histone H3K4 methyltransferase activity. Gene Ontology annotation, biological process: positive regulation of transcription by RNA polymerase II. Bases 567 to 1763 code for a protein of 398 amino acids. NCBI's taxonomy places the organism in Eukaryota, Metazoa, Chordata, Mammalia, Artiodactyla, Camelidae.